This is a messenger RNA of Lontra canadensis (Northern American river otter), 3667 nucleotides long. RefSeq names its product KN motif and ankyrin repeat domains 2 (gene KANK2). Lineage: Eukaryota; Metazoa; Chordata; Mammalia; Carnivora; Mustelidae. The record is from RefSeq and is a predicted model, not a curated record. Bases 229 to 2784 code for a protein of 851 amino acids. Gene Ontology annotation, biological process: negative regulation of transcription by RNA polymerase II; negative regulation of actin filament polymerization; negative regulation of G1/S transition of mitotic cell cycle. The transcript has 12 exons. Gene Ontology annotation, cellular component: cytoplasm. Gene Ontology annotation, molecular function: protein binding.
GACUCGGAGAGAAAAGGAGAGACGCAGAGAGACGUGGAGAGACUAAGCAAGAGGCAAACAGGGUGUGAGACAAGGACAAGCUUGGCCGCCCCUGGAGCCCCAGCCCCGCCUUCAUGCCCAGCAGGUGCCCCACCUGGCCAGUCCUCCCAGGUCCGCCUCAGCCCGCGCUGCAGGUGAUCUGAGUCAUAGGCCCCAGGUGACUCUUGAGGAACGUCUGCAGAAGAGAGGAUGGCCCAAGUCCUGCAUGUGCCGGCCCCCUUCCCAGGGACCCCCGGCCCAGCCUCCCCGCCCGCCUUCCCUGCCAGGGAGCCUGACCCACCAUACUCCGUGGAGACGCCCUACGGCUACCGCCUGGACCUGGACUUCCUCAAGUACGUGGACGACAUCGAGAAAGGCCACACGCUCCGGCGUGUGGCUGUGCAGCGCCGGCCCCGCCUCGGCUCGCUGCCCCGGGGUCCCGGCUCCUGGUGGACAUCCACCGAGUCUUUGUGCUCUAAUGCUAGCGGGGACAGCCGCCACUCGGCCUAUUCCUACUGUGGCCGCGGCUUCUACCCGCAGUAUGGCGCCCUGGAGACCCGGGCCGGCUUCAACCCGCGCGUGGAGCGCACGCUGCUGGAUGCCCGUCGCCGCCUGGAGGACCAGGCGGCCGCUCCCGCCGGCCUGGGCUCCCUGACCCCCAGCGCAGCAGGCUCCACGAGCUCCUUGGUGGGUGUGGGGCUGCCACCGCCGACCCCACGGGGCUCGGGACUGUCCACACCUGUGCCUCCUAGCGCCGGGCACCUGGCCCACGUGCGGGAGCAGAUGGCAGGUGCCCUGCGGAAGCUGCGGCAGCUGGAGGAGCAGGUGAAGCUGAUCCCCGUGCUCCAGGUGAAGCUCUCCGUGCUGCAGGAGGAGAAACGGCAGCUCACAGUCCAGCUCAAGAGCCAGAAGUUCCUGGGCCAUCCCACAGGGGCCCGAGCCCGCAGCGAGCUCUGCCUGGACCUCCCAGAGCCCUCCGAGGACCCGGUGACGCUCGAGACCCGGAGCGUGGGCACCUGGGUCCGGGAGCGGGACUUGGGGGUGCCUGACGGGGAGGCAGCCCUUGCCGCCAAGGUCGCCGUGCUGGAGACCCAGCUCAAGAAAGCACUCCAAGAGCUGCAGGCAGCUCAGGCUCGGCAGGCUGACCCCCAGCCCCAGGCCCGGCUACCACCAGACAGCCCCAUCCGCGUGGACACUGUCCGGGUGAUAGAGGGCCCUCGGGAGGUGGAGGUGGUGGCCAGUACUGCCGCUGGGGCCCCUGCACAGCGGGCCCAGAGUCUGGAGCCCUAUGGGACAGGGCUGCGGUCCCUGGUGACAUCUGGAGGGGUCGAGAGCCCUGCUGUGUUCCGGAGCCAUGAGGUGGUAGAGACAGUGUUCCCAGCAUCCACUGCGCCCACUGGCAACGUCCACCUGGUGAAGAAAAUAAGCAUCACAGAACGAAGCUGCGAUAGGACAACAGGGCUCCCGCAGGCUCCAGCGGAGGCCUCCUCGUCACCCCCAGGGAUGGCGGUGACCCCCCCAGCACAGCCUGAGAAGAGCACGGGCGGAGUGGGCAUCCGCGAUCCUGCUGACACAGAGCCCACCAGGCAUGUGGCCUCACGCGGUUCAGAGGCGGCGGGGGGCGCAGGCGAGCCCCCGGCAGGUGUGCGGUCCAUUAUGAAGCGCAAAGAGGAGCCCGCAGACGCUGCGGCCCACCAAAGGAGCCUGCAGUUUGUGGGAGUCAAUGGCGGAUACGAGUCCUCAUCUGAGGACUCCAGCACGGCAGAGAACUUCUCAGACAACGAGAGCACAGAGAAUGAGGCCCCAGAGCCAGCGGAGAGGGUCCCAAGUGUGGCUGAAGCCCCGAAGCUCAGGCCCUCGGGGACAGCAGUGGCCAAGAGCAGCCAGGAGGAGCGCCAGCCAUCUCGGGAGAGUCAGCAGUUGCCUGUGGUAGAGGGAGCGGCAGGAGCGAGUGCAGAAGAGGAGAUCCGGAUGGAGCUAAGCCCCGACCUCAUCUCCGCCUGCCUGGCCCUGGAAAAGUACCUGGAGAACCCCAAUGCCCUCACUGAGCGGGAGCUGAAAGUGGCCUACACCACGGUGCUGCAGGAGUGGCUGCGCCUAGCCUGCCGCAGCGACGCCCACCCCGAGCUCGUGCGGCGCCACCUGGUCACCUUCCGGGCCAUGUCAGCGCGCCUGCUGGACUACGUGGUCAACAUUGCUGACAGCAACGGCAACACGGCGCUGCACUACUCUGUGUCCCACGCCAACUUCCCCGUGGUGCGGCAGCUGCUGGACAGCGGUGUGUGCCAGGUGGACAAACAGAACCGUGCUGGCUACAGCCCCAUCAUGCUCACUGCUCUCGCCACCCUGAAGACCCAGGAUGACCUUGAGACGGUCCUGCAGCUCUUCCGGCAUGGAAACGUCAAUGCCAAAGCCAGCCAGGCAGGGCAGACAGCCCUGAUGCUGGCGGUCAGCCACGGACGGGUGGACGUGGUCAGGGCUCUGCUGGCCUGUGAAGCGGACGUCAACGUGCAGGACGACGACGGCUCCACAGCCCUCAUGUGCGCCUGUGAGCACGGCCACAAGGAAAUCACGGGGCUCCUGCUGGCUACGCCCAGCUGUGACAUCGCACUCACUGACCGUGACGGGAGCACGGCUUUGAUGGUGGCCUUGGAUGCCGGGCAGAGUGAAAUCGCGUCUAUGCUCUACUCCCGCAUGAACAUCAAGUGCUCAAUUGCCCCGAUGUCUGAUGACGAAAGUCCUGCAUCAUCCUCAGCUGAAGAAUAACCAGGAGGGAGGCCAGAGGCAGCGCCGCUCAGGGCCAGCCAGCCCCAGAGCCAACCGUCCCUCGACCUUCGUCCCUUGUCUCCUUCCUCGCCAGCCCCCACAGAGACCUAUCAAGGCCCACGUCUCCAAGGCAAGUGGGUUCUUCUUCUGCUUCCCAGGAGGAGCCCUCGACAGCAGCAAGACUGCAGCCCAAAGCGGGUUUUUCCUGGUAUGCCAGUUCAAAGCCGCGGCAGCACAGACUGAAGCUAAAUUCUUCCAUAAAUUGGCGCCAGCGGCCGAUGUCGGGGCGUGGGUUUAUGAAGAACAGGGAGAACAAUCAACUGGCAAUUAUGGACGGAGCAGGGUGAAAGGGAAAAUCCUGUAUUUUUGAGUCAUUAUCAGGGGAGGGGAGGAAAUCAUAUUCCUUGUUGCCAAAUUUGAAAGUCACUGGAAUUGCAUAUUUUCAUUUUAAUCCUGAAUGUUGCUAUGCACGGGUCACGUCUGGAGUGCCUUAACGCGCUCCCUCCCCCAUCCCACCCCACAUUUAAUUGUCUGCCGUAUAAUAGUGUUUUGUCCGCUCCCCCCAGACCGCUUUCUUGGGAGAAUUUCCUUCUGGUCUCUUCGCAAAACAGAUUCUGUCCUUGUCACUCAGGGCAGGAAGCUGAGUCCUUCCUUCUGCUUUCAAGUAAGAGGGCUCAGGACCCAGCAGCCGAGAUGUGUGAGCCGUGGACACCGAUAAAAUCACCCAGAAACCCAUCCCCUCCCUGCGUGGAGGCCCUGCCACAUAUUAAUUUUCCUCGAAAAUCCUGCAUGCCUGGGGAUGCAGGAAAUGAAUCGGGUUCCCAGAGCAGCUGCUGAGUCCCUGGACUUAGAACCCUGGUAACAGGGCCGCCCUCGGGCUCCC